Messenger RNA from Mesitornis unicolor (brown roatelo), 279 nucleotides. RefSeq names its product S100 calcium binding protein A13 (gene S100A13). Gene Ontology annotation, biological process: positive regulation of canonical NF-kappaB signal transduction; positive regulation of cell population proliferation. NCBI's taxonomy places the organism in Eukaryota, Metazoa, Chordata, Aves, Mesitornithiformes, Mesitornithidae. Gene Ontology annotation, molecular function: RAGE receptor binding. Gene Ontology annotation, cellular component: perinuclear region of cytoplasm. The record is from RefSeq and is a predicted model, not a curated record.
AUGGCCGCGGCCGAGCUGACGGAGCUGGAGGCGGCCAUUGAGAAGAUCGUCACCGUCUUCGUCAGCCACGCAGGGCAGGAGGGCAGGAAGGGGGCGCUGACGGCCGGCGAGUUCAAGCAGCUGGUCCAGCUCCAGCUGCCCCAUUUGAUGAAGGACGUGUCCCUGGAGGAGAAGACGCCCGUGAACCGUGACGAGGAGCUGAAAUUUGGGGAGUACUGGCGGCUGAUCGGGGAGCUGGCCAAGGCCAUGCGGAGGGAGAAAGCGGGGAAGAAGAAGUGA